Perca fluviatilis (European perch) is the source of this 564-nucleotide messenger RNA. It is a transcript of the gene lyrm5b, whose product is annotated as LYR motif containing 5b. NCBI's taxonomy places the organism in Eukaryota, Metazoa, Chordata, Actinopteri, Perciformes, Percidae. Gene Ontology annotation, biological process: respiratory electron transport chain. Gene Ontology annotation, cellular component: mitochondrion. The coding region runs from base 123 to 374 and encodes 83 amino acids. The transcript is spliced from 3 exons. The record is from RefSeq and is a predicted model, not a curated record.
GGACCCGUUCUCUGUCUGUCUCGGGGGAUAACUAUCUCUGCGCGUGUGUCUGUGUGUGUUUACUCUUCGGUUGUUUACUUUCUCGUUUCACACCGAGCUCGUGACUAAAAAGCUCCGAGACGAUGGCGAACCCUCUGAGGGCCGAAGUGGUCCGACUCUAUAAAAACCUGCUGUACCUGGGCCGGGAGUACCCUAAAGGCGGCGAGUACUUCAGGGCCCGCCUGCGAGCGGCGUUCUCGAAGAACCGGAGCGUUCAGGAGCCCGAGAAGAUCCGGGAGCUGAUCUCUCGGGGGGAGUUCGUGGCCAGAGAGCUGGAGGCGCUGUACUACCUGAGGAAGUACCGCGCCAUGAAGAAACGCUACUACGACGAAUAGAACCACUCAGAGACUCAGAGACCAGGGUCCAUCAGGACCGGGGGCCCUUCAAGAACCUUCUACUGCGGUACCGGUCCGGUUCCUUAAGAAAUUUGGGUUUUGUUCAACAGAAAUGUCAAAAUAAAGUAACGUGGACGGUUCCCUCCAGCGCUGUUCACACGUUAAAUAAAUGAUCAGUUCACGACUUUCA